GACUGCCCUAUAGCAGAUAUACUGCUACAGGGCAGCACCUGUGCGCAGGAUCACGUAUAUAUACAUCAUUCUUCAUUUCCGGAUAGGGGGCGCUGCGCCGCCAUUAGCGGCCAUGGAUGUCAAUCAAAGGUAAUUACCCGCUGGCGCCCAAAGAUUAUUGAGCAUCUCCGACGGGGAGGAAGAUUGUUUUGUUUACAAACAAUCUUCCUCCCUGUCAGCUCGGGCACACUGCUCAGGAUGGCUCUACACAGUACAGCCAUCCCAAUCAGUGUGCUCACAGUGAAGAACACCCCCCCACCCCCUAGUAAAACACUCCCAGCACACAGUUAACCCUUUGAUCGCCCCUCACAUUAACCCCUUCCUGCCC
Staurois parvus is the source of this 367-nucleotide messenger RNA. NCBI's taxonomy places the organism in Eukaryota, Metazoa, Chordata, Amphibia, Anura, Ranidae. The record is from the annotation of a GenBank genome assembly.